Molecule: messenger RNA, 1099 nt
Organism: Toxotes jaculatrix (banded archerfish)
Lineage: Eukaryota; Metazoa; Chordata; Actinopteri; Toxotidae
Gene: pdap1b
Product: pdgfa associated protein 1b
Exons: 6
Coding region: 143-682 (179 amino acids)
Cellular component (GO): cytosol
Molecular function (GO): RNA binding
Source: RefSeq, a predicted model, not a curated record
CCUUGAACCGCUAAAAGUCUUGCGCCUUUCGUCGCUACUGUAAGUUUAGCCAGCUGUCAGUUUGUGCUGUCGCUUCAAAAUUGAUGUUUUCCGUCAGCAUUCACAUGUAAGGGGGUUUAUAAUAAAGGCUUCGUUUGUCAACAUGCCCAAAGGAGGUAAGAAAGGUGGCCACAAGGGUCGCGUGCGGACAUACACGAGCCCCGAGGAGAUAGACGCUCAGAUGAAGGCGGAGAAGGAGAGGAAAAAGCAUGAACAGGAAGAAGAGGGGGAGGAGGGUGCAGCUCAGAAUGAUAUGGCAGAGGAGAAGUUACCAGCAUCAGGAUCAGAGGACAGCGAUGAUGAAAAUUCCCAGAGGAGGAGAGCGGGUGUGGAGGGCUUGAUAGAAAUCGAGAACCCUAACAGAGUGGCUCAGAAGUCCAAGAAGGUGACUCAAAUCGAGCUGGAUGAGCCCAAGCAGUUAUCAAGGAGAGAGAGAGAAGAGAUUGAGAAGCAGAAGGCGAAGGAGCGCUACAUGAAGAUGCACUUGGCAGGGAAGACAGACCAGGCCAAAGCUGACCUUGCUCGCCUCGCCAUUAUCAGGAAACAGAGAGAGGAGGCGGCAAGAAAGAAAGAAGAAGAGAAAAAAGCGAAAGAAGCAGCAGCAGCAGCAGCUAGAGGAAUAAACUCCCUCUCACUGAAAUGAUGCAGAGUAUUUAUCAGAGGCAUUCACACACGUUCGUGGACUGGCUAAAUAUAUAUUUGACUAUUUUUAAAGGAAGAGCUAUGAAGAAUAUUUGACAUUACUGUAACGUAUGACCAUUUGGAAAAUGGUUGAGGAGACACCAGUGGAGAGGGGUUGUGUAUGUUUUGGCAUGGAAUUACGGCCUGGUUGAUCACUCCUGGAGGUAGAGUUACAACUGAGAAUACAUCGGUCUUCACAUACACUUGGAAUAAACCCCUUCUAACCUACGAGCUUGUACAUGAUAUUAAUAAUAAUUAUACUUAUCAUUGUACAAUUCCAACUUUGCUAACUGAGCUUUGCCACUGUUUUUUUUUUUUGGAUCAUACAUUGUAUAUAACUGACUCAUGAAAAUAUUUCAGAUUAAUAUGAUGAAACCAG